This is a messenger RNA of Selaginella moellendorffii, 771 nucleotides long. RefSeq lists its product as uncharacterized. Bases 1 to 771 code for a protein of 256 amino acids. The record is from RefSeq and is a predicted model, not a curated record. Lineage: Eukaryota; Viridiplantae; Streptophyta; Lycopodiopsida; Selaginellales; Selaginellaceae. The transcript has 4 exons.
AUGGCGCCCAAGAAGGGCAAGGGCAAAGGGAAGAAGAAGGGCGCCGCACCAAAGCCAGACUCUGGCUGGAUCAAGGCGCUUGGAAAUGGAAAAUGGGAGAGACCGCUGGAAGCUCUUCCUGACCCCGUGGUUUCGCCUGCCUUUAACGAGACUCGUCUCAAUUUGCUGGCGACAUGUAACUUGGAGAAACUAGAGCUCCGGGGAGCCAAGUUCUUGACCAGGUAUGUCAUGUCGCCUUACACUGUUGCUCCAGCGCUCAAGGAACUGGAUUUAUCGUGCUGUGCAGCUCUAAACUAUGUUUUGAUAGAGGUAACUUCUCUCAUUGUUCUUUUCCGGCAGACUUUGCUCACAGCGCGUGACCUUUCGCAGUCGAAUUCUCUCGAGAGAAUCUCUCUAGCGCGAUGCGUCCACUUGAAAACAGCACACAUUGUAGUUCGAGGUUUGAAAGAGCUCGAUCUCCAGCAAUGCAACGAGCUCGUCGAUCUGAUGCUUUGGAGCGAUGUGAUAACCACGCUUAAUCCUUCUUACAAAGAGAAGAUCAGGCUAGAACUCUACUGCCCCCAGCUCAAAAACUUCGAAUGGCCUCCUGUCAAGAUCAUAAAACCGGAAGUGGUGCCCCCGCCACCAUUGCGAGAACUUCUUGCACAGGACAAGAUCAAUGAGAAAUACGAUCUGGAGCAACGAAAAGUUCUCGAGCCUGGAUUUACUGGGACGAUCGACGCACCAAAAACACCUUACUUGGCAUUUAACUCCUACUUAAAGUCGCUCUAG